AUGCAGCGGGAGCGAGUUGAGGGUUUGCAGCUGCUGCUGCGCUCCUGCUACCGUGUUUGUGUUGAUGCUGCUAAUGGUUUGCUGCUGCUGCCGCCUGCUGCGCUGCUUCAAGGGGCCUCCAUCCCUCUGCUGCCGGCAGCUUUGCUGCAGUCUUCUCUUGCUGCUGCAACACUGCAGCUGCAGCUUGCCUUCAGAGCAGCACCGCUCUUUAAGGCCAUAAAGGCUUGGCAAGGAUACACCCCACAAGGCGCAGCAACGCCAGCAGCAGCAGCAGCAGCAGCAGCACAACCAGCAGCAGCAGCGUGGGGUGGGGCCUCAUGCCUCACGGAGGAGACACUUGCGCUGAUGCUGCUGCCAAGCAUGCAGCGGCCCUUAGAGAGACAACUUCAGCAACUCCUAUUUGAUGCUUUUCAGCAAACCACAGUCAACUCAACUGCAGCAGCAGCAGCAGUAGCGCCCUUCGCGCCCGCUGUUAGCGUCCGCAGCCUCAGACUGCUGCGGCAACUGCCAACGACAGCAGCAGCAGCAGCAGCAACAAAAGCAGCAGAGAGACAAAAGCAUAAAUGUGCAGCAGAUAAGGAAGAAGAUUUGCUGCUGGUUGCUGACCUCCAGAUUCAUAACCUCGCCGCAGCAGCUGCUGCCGCCACAUCUACACAGAUAACAAGCAGCACCGAUGCAGCAGCAGCAGCAACACUGGAUUCAUUGCCAGCGGAGUGGAGAGUAGAUGGGGUGCUGCUGCUGCUGCAGCAACUGUGGCGGGGCCUUGCAGCAGACUGGGCAGAGUCUCAACGAGCAGCAGAUUUGCUGCUGGGGGGCCCUGCAGCAGCAGCAAGCAGCAGCAGCAGCAGCAGCAACAACAGCAGCUGCGGCUGCCCGUCGUGGCGCUUUCCCCUCGGUGCAUUCCUUUCCUGGAAGUAUGGCUUUGGUGGCCUCUCCAUCAGCAGCAGCAGCAGCAGCAGCAACUGCAUGGGGCUGAGCGACCUGCAGUCUUCUGAUCCUUCUUCUUUAGUUAUUGUGGGGCUCGCCGACUGUACGUACAGCAGAGGGGGAGCAGUUGCUGCAUUUGCUGCCAAGCCAGCACCAAAGGUGCAGCUGCUGCAGCACGGAACGCCGCUUGCUGCUGUACAAGUCAUAGACACAGCAGCAGCAGCAGCAUCUACCCGGCAGUUCAGGCUCCUCGCGCACGCAGCUUGCACAGGUACGACCUCCACAUGGCAGCAGCAGCAGCAGCAGUUGCUGCUGCAGCAGCCGCAGCAGCAGUGGGUGGAUGCUGAGGAGUUGUCGCUGCCGCGGUGCCCCGCACUAAAAGCAGGAGGCUCUUUGCUUGUCUCCUUUAGACUGCAAACCCUCACGCGGGUAGGGCCAGCAGCAAACGCCUACCACCAGCAGCAGCAGCAUCAGCAGCAGCUGCAGCAGGAGUGGCGGGAGCUGGCGUUUGUGUCUCCCUUCUUCAAUUCGCGUUUGUCGUUGAGCUGCCGCCUCAGCGACAGCGUUUUGGGGUUGCUCUAUAAAAUACACACGCAGUUCUUACCCUUACAAGAGCAGCAGCAGCAGCAGCAGCAGCAGCUGGACAACGGGGGCUUGCAGCACCCAUCGGCGGCGCCCGUGUGCGCUGUGCGGGAACGCAAGCGGCUUACGGUGCAGGAGGUGCAGCAGGUGCUGCAGCAGCAGCAACAGCAACAGCAGCAGCAGCAGCACUUGCUGGAUGAGGCCUCCGUCGCUCCAGAGUGCAGGCAGCUGCUGCAGCGCAGCAACAUCGAAGGCAGCAACAAGAGAGCCUCUGGGGCGCUUCUGCUGCUGUCUUUUAGCCGUCCUUCUUCGGCUCUGGCCCUACGAAUGGAGCAGCAGCAUCAGCAGCAGCAGCAGCAGGUGCAGCAGCAAGUGCAGCAGGAGGUGUUCUGGAUGCAGUGCGUGCGGUGGCCGGCAGCGAUUCCCUUGCGGCUGCUGCAUGAUGAAGAGACGCCUGAUCUCCUUCUUGCUGCUGACGGGCUGCUCCCUGCUGCUGCUGCUGCUGCUGAUGCGCUUGUGCACAUCAAACCAGCAGUACAAACACUGAAGUUCUCGCUUCCUAGCAGCAGCAGCAACAGCAGCAGCGGCGAUCGACUGGUGGCAGUUGCUUCCAACCGCAGCAGCAGCAGCAGCAAAUGGCCUCUGCUGCUGCACCUCUUCCCGGUGCUAAGCGACUCGCUGCCUACAAUAAAAGUUUCUAACAGCGCAUUUGUUGUGGAGACGAAGCGGCAGGGGCCCCUCCUUACUCUCAGCAUCAGGCCCAGCCUCCCCGCAGACAAAGCAGCAGCAGCAGCAGGUGCUGUUGCUGCUGCUGCUGCUGCUGAUGGUAGCAGCACGGUGCUGCUCGACUGGGUGGCUCCUGGGCUCACUGAAAUUGCAAUUGAAGACGCUGAAGGCAACGCGCGGCUGUUGGUGGUGCUGCAAAGCUCGGCUGUACGUCCACCCCACAAGUCUGCUGCUACUGCUGCUGCUUCAGGUGCAGCAGCAGCAGGAGAGGAAGAAGAAGGCGAAGAAGAAGCUCCCAAGUUCCUAGAGACGGCGGCACCCCCUUUGCUGCUGUUUGCUGCUGUCUUAUGCAUAGGCGGCAUCAGCUUGUGGUUUUGCUGCUGCUCUGUUAACUCCAGCGGGCCUCUGCCUGCUGCAGCAGCAGCAGCAGCAGGUGCUGCUGCUGCCAAGGUACACCGCAGCAGCCCUGCAGAGGAGAUGAAAUCUGUCUCCUCUUUGCGUCUCUCUCAGUCUUCAGUUAGGGCAAGAAAAGGCAUGGCCAUGGAGACCCCAUCUGCUGCUGCUGCUGCUGCUGCUGCUGCUGCUGCGUAUACACUGCAGCCCAACGGCGACUGGCGGCCUCAACGGCAGCAACUCACUUCCACAGAGGACGGGCUUCCUGCUGUGGAUGUUAGUUCUGUUCGGUUCUAUAAGAAUUAA
This is a messenger RNA of Eimeria acervulina, 2934 nucleotides long. RefSeq lists its product as hypothetical. The record is from RefSeq and is a predicted model, not a curated record. The transcript has a single exon. Bases 1 to 2934 code for a protein of 977 amino acids. Lineage: Eukaryota; Apicomplexa; Conoidasida; Eucoccidiorida; Eimeriidae.